CUAUAGCCGCAGACGGAAUGCUCAAGCAGAGUGUCCCCGUGGAUUAUAUGCUCAGUCGGAUGUGAGCCCCACGCGUACGUGUAGUUGAACUUGUGGUGGGCACCGUGGGUGCACACAGGUAAGAAGCGUGGCCGUGGACUCUGAUGGCCCUGCCCCAUUACAUGGGACACACAGCUCUUGUACUAGCAUUGAUGCUGAUAUGGAAGCUGCAGGCUGAAGGCGUAAAACAUGACAAGGGAGUGUGCAGUGCAACAAAUAACAACCUGGAAUUUAAAUCAGAACAGUUCCAAGGAGGUAGAUAUCGGCGCAUUGCUUGUUCUAAAGGUCAGAAAAGAAUAGCUGGCAAAUCCAACUUGAUUGAUUGUAACAAGCAUUUGAUACAUGAAUUACAAAUCGAUACAAUUUGUAAAACAACCAAACAAAUUCAGACUACACCACUACCUCCUCGUUCAGUAGUACCAUCCACUCAAUCAUCAAGUACUUUGGGACCAUAUACACACACAAUGGCUAGCAGCUCUGCAUCUCGGGCAGAUUCAAGUACUGCUUCUGCAGCAAAGACUAUUCAGACUGAAUUAACACAAAAAGUAACAACCAUGUCAUCAGCUGCGGAGAAAACACAGCCAUUUAGUAUUGGUACAUCGCAGACCAAAACUUCAACUAAUCCAACUCCCACAAUAACUGAUGAUGCCAUGAAUAUGACCCUGGAUAAUGCAACCACUGUCCAAACAUCUGACAUUAUUGAUUACUACAAUAAUGUUAUUUCUGGAGUAGGUAGCGGUUUUGGCAUCAUCAUUAUCAUUUUAGUUUCAUUGUGUAUUGUUGUAAUCAUACGUAGAAGGAACAGAAAUAGGCAAACAUAUACUGAAGGCAAUGACGUAGAGCUGACAACUUUCAUGUCUACCGAGCAAGGUGCACCAAGAAGAGAGGAAUGA
Molecule: messenger RNA, 932 nt
Organism: Pelobates fuscus (common spadefoot toad)
Lineage: Eukaryota; Metazoa; Chordata; Amphibia; Anura; Pelobatidae
Exons: 8
Coding region: 144-932 (262 amino acids)
Source: RefSeq, a predicted model, not a curated record